Messenger RNA from Sphaeramia orbicularis (orbiculate cardinalfish), 1041 nucleotides. RefSeq names its product Rieske domain-containing protein-like. Gene Ontology annotation, molecular function: 2 iron, 2 sulfur cluster binding. Lineage: Eukaryota; Metazoa; Chordata; Actinopteri; Kurtiformes; Apogonidae. The record is from RefSeq and is a predicted model, not a curated record. Bases 333 to 863 code for a protein of 176 amino acids. The transcript has 4 exons.
ACAUUAAAUGUAACACAUAGCAUAGCAGUUUCUUUUCCUCUUCCUUACAUUUACCAGAGCUGUUGCUUUCUUUACUUUCCUUGCGUUUGUAUUUAAUCAUGUGCUGCAUGUUUAGUUAAAUAUAUUGGACGCCUUUGAACAUCUUAGUUGAUUUUAGUGAGCUAAAGCGUCAGAUACGUGCAAUAGCCCCGAACAUGUAACUAAGUCAACAUCUGCAUCCAGUUGCCAGGCUACCAGAGCCAUCCCGUGAGGAAAACUGGACAAAACAGACCUCAGAGAUGAGCUAAAGCCACCAUACUAAAUAUAAGUAAAGAAAUCUGUUGUAAGAAGUGAUGUUGUCAUCUGAAGAGGAUAUCUCUCAGUCAUCCUCCUCCUCAUUAUCACCUCCUUCGUCCUCCACACCCCCUCUUUCCACCCACUUCAUUGGGAGAAAGGAGGACAUUGUGAAAGCGGGACGUGUGACCAAACUGGUUAAUGGAUGCAGAGAUGUACUGGUUCUGCACCAUGACGGACAACUUUACGCAAUGGACAUGCGCUGCUAUCAUGCAGGAGGUGCAUUAGAACAUGGAGACAUUGAGGAGUUUAAUGGUCGACUGUGUAUCGUGUGUCCGUGGCAUAAGUACAAGAUCACACUGGCAGAAGGGGAAGGACUUUACCAAGCUGUGGACAAUCCUACAGUGAAACCUCUGAGGACCUACUGGCGCUCCAAGGGUGUCAAACAGAGAAUUCACAAGGUGACUGAAGUCAAUGGGGACGUAUACGUGACACUAAAUGACCUCAGUGAGGCCAUUGAGUCUGAUAACUACCAGACUGAAAAAUACAGGUCUGUCUUCCUCAAGGGCCACACGCAACACGGCAAGUGACCUCAGGGAGUUGUGUUGAUAAUUCAGGAAAAUGUUUACUUACUUUAUAUGUUUGUCUUUUCAUCUGGAAAUAUGAAAAUAAGGAUAGAAAAACAAAUACAUCAUCCAAGUGCUAAGUUGUUCUUUACUUUGUCACUUUGACACUGUCAGAGAAUAAAAAUCAUACCUUUUAAAACAA